AAAUUCGGUUUCAUUCAUACAUACUUCCAACAACUCCAUCUUUCUCUAUCUAUCUAUCUAUCUAACUUCUCCUUCUUACAUUUCAAGCUUCACGGCGGCCAUUGUCGGAAUCUGGUCGCCGGGUUGAGCCGCAUCUUCUUGAUUUGUCUUAGAUUUGGUUCAAUUUCCAACUGGGUAGUACCUAUUUGUAAUGCGACAAAGAAUGUCGAAGAUUUUGGUGGGAAAUCGAGAGCAGGGUGUUCUUGAUCCCAUAAAACACUUGAUUCUUUGAGGUCUGUGCGAAAGAACUUGUAUUUCCGUGAUUUUUUUGAGGUGUAUACUAUUUACUAAAGAAUAAUCGGUCAUUCACAUUGUUGGUAUUCACGAGAUUGAAGGAUUCGGUAUAUUUGUAUUUAAUUCGUCAAUGUAUGUGGGUUAUGAUUCAUUAUUUUACAGCGAAGAUUAGAAUAUCGAUGCAAUUUCUUUCUUUAUUGAGUUAAUUAGUCGUCUCGUCAGAGAGAUCCGAUUCCGUCCUGUUGUUUCACGUCAAUUAGGGUUUAAAUAUUCGGAUCAACCAAACCCAGAUUUCUUCAUCAAGAGGAGCGACCCUGGGUCUUCCCCAUUGUUCUGCUGAUGGUAUUAAAAAUGGGUAAACCAGAGGAUGUAGAUGAUGAUGACAAGUGUAAAUGCAAGGAAGGAGGAGCGGUGAAUGUGGUGAGUGUGAUUUUUCUUGGGGAAGGCAAAGGGGAGAAAUCGAAUCCAAUGGUAUUCCGAGCGAGAAUGAAGCUAUGGAUGAAAAGAGUGACGUUAUCAUUGUUGCUUUGGAUUGGCGCAGUUCAGUUAAUGGCAUUGGAUGACACAUGGCGACCCAGAUUGCUGAAAACCUGGCCUUCUUGCUCUGGACAUCAUUCAGAUCCCCACAACACAGUUCCUCGUCCUCCCAAAAGAAUCUACACGAACAAUGGUUAUCUAAUGGUUUCCUGCAAUGGAGGACUCAACCAAAUGAGAGCAGCAAUAUGCGAUAUGGUCAGUAUUGCAAGAUAUCUGAAUGUCACUCUGAUUGUUCCAGAGCUGGAUAAAACUUCUUUCUGGGCUGAUCCAAGUGAUUUCCACGACAUAUUUGAUGUUGAUCAUUUCAUUACCUCUUUGAGAGACGAAGUUAGAAUACUAAAAGAAUUACCACCAAGGCUUAAACGGAGAUUGGAAUUAGGAAAGUUUCACUCCUUACCACCAAUUAGCUGGUCCAACAUAUCCUACUACAAGAACCAGAUCCUUCCUUUAUUCCGCAAGUAUAAAGUAGUACAUUUAAACCGGACAGAUGCUAGACUAGCUAAUAAUGGUCUUCCACUCGAUAUUCAGAAUUUACGUUGCAAAGUGAAUUUUCACUCUCUGAGAUUUACUUCUCAGAUUGAGGAAUUGGGUAGAAAGCUCGUCAAGAUUUUGAACAAGAACGGCCCUUUUGUUGUCCUCCAUCUUCGAUAUGAAAUGGACAUGCUCGCGUUUUCCGGCUGCUCACACGGCUGUACGAACGAGGAAGCGGAUGAAUUGACGCGAAUGAGGUAUGCUUAUCCAUGGUGGAAAGAAAAAGUAAUAGAUUCCGAGUUCAAAAGGAGAGAAGGGUUAUGUCCUUUGACCCCUGAAGAAACCGCUUUAGUAUUGAAAGCGUUUGGUAUUGAUACUAAAUAUCAAAUUUAUAUCGCUGCCGGAGAAAUCUACGGUGGACAAAGACGAAUGGCAAGCCUGGCGGCCGCUUUCCCCAAAUUGGUAAAGAAGGAAACGCUGCUGGAGCCUUCGGAUCUGAUGGUUUUCCAGAACCAUUCGUCGCAAAUGGCUGCUUUAGACUAUUUGGUGUCUCUUGAAAGCGACAUAUUUAUACCUACCCACGACGGAAACAUGGCUAAGGUGGUUGAAGGACACCGCAGAUUUCUAGGAUACAAGAAGACAAUUGCAUUGGACAGGAGGGUUCUAAUUGAUUUGAUCGAUAGAUUUAAAAAUGGAACAAUGAGCUGGAAGUCUUUCUCAUCGAAUGUUAAGGAAACCCAUUCAGGUCGAAUGGGUAACCCAAGAAAACGGAUUGUGAUCCCCGAGAGACCUAAAGAAGAAGAUCAGUUUUAUGCCAAUCCACACGAGUGUUUAUUACAGUCAGUUAGUUAAGAAGGAUGCUAGUCUGGUGACAGUUGGGUUAGGGUUCGAUGAAUGCAGACAAAAGAGUAGGUAUAGAGAUUUUUCAACCCUGCAUUGCUCGAAGAAGUAAGCCGAUUCAUAUACAGUCAGCCAGUCUUCUAUUAUUAACGUUUUCUUAAUGAGUAAGAUCAGACAGAUUGUGAAUAUAAUAGAUGUGAGUUGAGUCUGAAAAGUCAUCCUUAGUUUGUACUUUGGAUGAUUUCAUUGCUUUGUUACUUGUUUCAGUUAUGGUAUAUUUGAUUUAUAUUAUGAUAAUUAAUGGUAAAAGAAGCAAUGCCAUGUUUUCUUAU
Impatiens glandulifera is the source of this 2453-nucleotide messenger RNA. Its product is annotated as rhamnogalacturonan I rhamnosyltransferase 1-like. Gene Ontology annotation, cellular component: cytoplasm. The record is from RefSeq and is a predicted model, not a curated record. The transcript is spliced from 6 exons. The coding region runs from base 613 to 2133 and encodes 506 amino acids. Lineage: Eukaryota; Viridiplantae; Streptophyta; Magnoliopsida; Ericales; Balsaminaceae.